Molecule: messenger RNA, 5355 nt
Organism: Salmo salar (Atlantic salmon)
Lineage: Eukaryota; Metazoa; Chordata; Actinopteri; Salmoniformes; Salmonidae
Gene: atf7a
Product: activating transcription factor 7a
Biological process (GO): regulation of DNA-templated transcription
Molecular function (GO): DNA binding; DNA-binding transcription factor activity
Source: RefSeq, a predicted model, not a curated record
GAGGGAGAGAGAGGGGCGCAACGUUACAUUGCAAACUCUUUGCAAAGAUGGGGGACGACCGACCUUUUGUGUGCAACGCUCCGGGCUGUGGACAGAGGUUUACCAACGAGGACCACCUGGCUGUACACAAACACAAACAUGAGAUGAGUCUGAAGUUUGCCCCUGCCAGGACUGACUCUGUCAUUAUCCAAGACCAGACCCCUACUCCCACUCGCUUCCUGAAGAACUGUGAGGAGGUGGGGCUGUUCAACGAGCUGGCUAGCUCCUUCGCUGAGGAGUUCAGGAAGGCCCAGGAGGAUGACGACAAGCGGGCCAAGAACCCUCUCCCUGCCCCGAACAGGGAGGUGGCCCUGGACAUGAGCCUGCAGACGCCUUCAGCAGAAGCCGUGAAGGUGAAGGAGGAGAACCUUGUUGAGGUUGACUCCUCCCCACCAGGAAGUCCAGAUUCCUUUUCCAGCAUGUCAGACAGUAGCAGGGACACCAUGGUGAGAAGAGGAAAGGACACUCCCCCGAGGCCAGCGCUGAGUUCGGCCCCCACCCCCACAAUCGUGAGGCCUGGCGCCCUCCCGGUGCGGCCCAGACCAGGCUCUCUGCCCCUCCACCUGGGCUUCGACGCCCUGCAGCCCACCAUGCCUUCACCCACCUCUGUCAUCACACCCACCCCACCAUCCAACCGCUCCGUAUUGGGCUCUCCCACAGGCCACUACCCCAUGAUGAUGCACCUUCCCAACGGGCUCCUCCCUGGACCCAUGCAGAUACCCUCUGUCAUAUCUCUGGCCCGGCCCAUGCACAUGGUGCCCAACAUUCCCGGCAUCCCUGGUCCUCCUCUGGGAGGUGGCAGCAGCGGCUCCAACUCCCCCUCGGGGUACACCACACACUCGGAGGCCAAGAUGAGGCUGAAGGCAGCGCUGGCCCAGCAGAGUUCAGGAGGUCAUGGUAUGGGAGGUAUGGCCGGCAGCCCCAUGCACCCCCAGAGGAUGGAACAGAGCCAGUUACUGGUGCAGCACCCUGACGCACCCUCCCCAGCACAGCCACAGGUGUCUCCGGCCCAGCCUACUGGUGGUCGGCGGCGGCGUGCGGCGGAGGACGACCCGGACGACCGACGACAGCGUUUCCUGGAGAGGAACCGGGCGGCCGCCUCACGCUGCCGACAGAAACGCAAAGUCUGGGUCAACUCCCUGGAGAAGAAGGCAGAGGAGCUCGUCUCCAUGAACGUCUCGCUGGCGAAUGAAGUGUCUCUCCUGAGGAAUGAGGUGGCUCAUCUCAAACAGCUACUGCUGGCUCACAAGGACUGCCCUGUCACCACUCUACAGAAGAAGAUUGCCUACAUGGGAGAGGACAGUCCUAUGAGAGACAUGUCGGAGCCCACCGGCUCCCCAGCCCCUGUCAUCCAACACAGCUCCCUGCCCAGCCCCUCUCCUUCCUCGGGCCCCAACGGCAUGGGCGCCCGGGCGGCUGCCGAGGCCAUGGCCAUGUCCGUGCUGGCUGGGAUGGGUCAACACCAGCAGAGGAGAGGAGAAAGGGAUGGAGGGAGAGACGGGAGGGAUGGAGGGAGAGAUGGGAGGGAUGCUCCCUCCUCCCACGUCAUCAUGGCCACACAGUCGCACCACUCUGCCAGAUGAUGAGCGUAUCACACAUCACGGCCCGGGACUCUACGGCACUCACCAUCAAACACCACCCCACACGGGCAGGAGAGUGGAGGAGAUAGUAAAAAAAUAAUAUAUAUAUAUAUAUAUAUAUAUAUAUAUAUAUAUAUAUAUAUAUAAAAAUAACUCCUCUCUUCUCAGGUGACCAGAAAAGUAGGAAGAAAACAUUGUCUUACAUCAGAUAGCGUGACAAUUCCGCCUCCGAGCAUUGCGUAGGAGUGACGCGACCUGACGUAAGACAAUGGGAGGAGGAGGGACACCCGAAGAAAUAAUCUCUUCCUACUAAAAUGAAACAAACUCCUCCUCUUUCCCCCUGCUGUGGUUGCCAUUUUGUGUCAGCCAUUUUGUCUCAGGCCUGGAGCCUUGCUGGAUCUCAGCAACAACAGCCUUCUGGGAAUGGACUGGGACAAUAAGAGAGAAAGAGCUUCCUGUUCUGUUCACUAUGCCAUAGACAACAUACAGGGGCUGGACUCCCCCCCCCGUACUUCCCCUCGUCCCCCCCAAUCACCCUACAACCCUCUCGCCUCACCCUCAAGCACUUAUGAACUUCACUGAACUGUAGGACUGCAUAGCAUCUUCCUGAGGGUGGUAAUGGUCGUUGUGAUAAACUCAGCACUCAGACUUUAACAAAUACUGGUAACACACGGUCAAACACACACAAUGCACGCGCGCAUACUAGACAUACAUAUACACUCAACGUAAACAUUGCAUUGAUUCACAUUUGUUGUUGAUCACGUGAGAUACCAAAACACUGAGCACUGCAGGGGUCCAUAUUAUUGUAACAAGGGAUUGUGGCCUUGCUCUCCUGCACAUGUUGACAUGUUUUUUUCACACACACAAAGAUAAUUGACGCUCCGAAUCCAAAGAUGCAUUCGUUUUUUAUACUUUCAUUGUCAAGAUGGUCGGAUCCAAUAUUUUACAUUUGGUCUGUUUUCCUGAAUCCCUAGUAGUUUUGUUAGUGGUUUCAUUUUGAGCAUCUGUGUCAGUCGUUCACAAAAGGUGAACCUCAUUUAUAGCCCUUUAUGAUACGUUUUAUAAACCGUGUGUGUGUGUGUGUGUGUGUGUGUGUGUGUGUGUGUGUGUGUGUGUGUGUGUGUGUGUGUGUGUGUGUGUGUGUGUUUAUGUACAGCAGAAAAUAGCAAUUUGUUGUUUCAAUAUCUGAUACACUAAGAUCCGGUUUGGUAGCAUGUGACAUAUUUUUUUUAUUAGCAUUUUAGUUGUGUUCCUGUGCAGCUUUCUUUACGUUAACGGCACAUUAUUUGCAGCUUGGGCCAUAGCGAACGAAAUUGUGUCUUUGGUUGUCACUGAAGCCGUGCGACAGAAACAGAAAGCUAAAAGUAAUAGAUUCACUGUACACCGUCAUUUCUAAAUGACUCAUACACUUAUUAUACACAAAAAAAAAUUCCCGGACUACUUCCCCUUUCCUCUGUAACCAUUUCCUCUUUCCCAUGCAAUUUUUGUAUGUAUUAGUUUCUAAACGUAUGCCCUUACCAUCUUUUAUGAAAUCUUCUAAUGGUUGUAUGGCAGUCUAAGUGGUUUCUAUCUGGCCUUUCUCGUCUUUUUUUCUCUCACUUUCUCUGCGUGGUACUGUAGUAGUUCAUCCUUGCUGCUUUCUGGAGUGGAAUGUGUUGCGCUUUAGUCUCUCUAGGUCGUGUUCAUUAGGCACCAAACGGAACAAAAUGGACUGAAACGAUGAGGAACUACCUGGACCGGUCCAAUAAGAAAUGCGUAUUUUUGUUUGCCGUUACAUAACGUUCUGGAAUGUUUUCUGUUGGGCGCCCUAAUGAACAGGACCGUUGCUGCUCUUAUGAAUGACUAUCCAAAACAAAGCCGUGUUCCCCUGUAACGUUUGUGUGUCUACAAACGGCAUUGACACGUGAACGAACGUGUAACCGAACUGUUAUACUAUGGAUCAGCACUCACUCAGUGACAGCUCCAUCUCUGCUCAACACACACACACACACACACAAUGUGUUCGAAAACAAUUUUGCCUUAAAGAAUCACUUUCGUGCCUCCGAAAUCCCCCUCAAAGAUUAUUGGGUUGCAUGAUAAAACAUAUAAUGGUUCUGCCUUAGGAAGAAAAAAUGCAUAAUUGUCUCAGAAGUUAAAAGCCAUUCACAAGGAGUAACAAUAGAUUAAUUUAUUUUAUAUGCUGAUUGUAUAGAAGAUGCCUUCAAAAAUCUGGAGUAAAAUGGCACCACAUUUCACCACUGCAGUCACCACACUUCACUGUUGUGUGAUACUAAUGCUGCCAUCUAGUGGAGUAUGAGGAACUUCACCUUCUCACAAGGAUGGGAAUUGGACAUGGACCUUGAGGGAAAUUCUUUCAGAACUCCUGUGGCAGUCUGGGAACAGUUUCAAUUCUUCAGGGAUCCCCCUUUUAUGAACAAAAGUUUUAGACAUUUUGUUUUAGAAAAACUACUCCUAAACAAGGGAUAAUCUUGUUGUUUUGCAUUUGUAUGUAACUUCCCCCACAAUCCAUCUGAAAAUGUAUGUAACAAUUUGCAGUGUGUAUUACUGCAGAAGUAACUAGAGUAUCAGUCAAAAAAACAUACGGACAUGUCUAAAGGCACUUAAAUAUGCAGGUUUAUCAUUCAUGAUUUGUGUUUUCUUUUGUUUGUAUAUACUUUUGUUUAAUUUGAAUACUUUCAGUGACAUCAAAAGUUGGCUAUUUCGUUUGUCUUGAUAAUGUAUAUUAUACAUAAGGGGCUUGUUUCUCGGAUCCAGAUUUAGCCUGGUUCUAAACUUAAACGCAUGUUCAACGGACAUUCGCAAUUGAAAGUACUUAGUCCAAUAAGGAUUGCUACUCAGUAACUACUUGACAUGUCUCACAAACGACUGAACUUCUUUGUUCUACUCCUACAGUCCCCAAUAGUAACCAGGGCUCUGGUCAAAAGUAGUGCACUAUAUAGGGAAUAGGGUGUGAUUUGGGAUGCUGCCCAACAAUGACAAUCCCAAUGGUGACCCUGUAUGGCAUUGUGUAGUACUCUGAGCUGGCGCUAUAGUUGGCUAGCUGUCCCUUAUUAAUGGACGAUUGUUCAUAUGAAAUGGUAAAAAAAUAAAUAUUUAGCUUUCAUGUUAGUUGAUAUUGUCAUUGGCACUUUGUUUCUUCUCAAUUUUUUUUGGAUAUUUUCUUUAUUGCGUGCUAUUGUCAUCAGGACUAUAUACAAAUACGCUGGCAUAAUAAACGCUUCUAUUAUAUAUUUUUGUGUUGUAAUGAUGAGAUAUAGAAAUUAAUUUGUUUUAGAACAUCGAUUUCUUUAUUUUUCCUAUCUAAAAUACUUUUAAUGUAACCCAACUGUUUGUAUCAGCCGGACUGUGCCGGAACCAUAGAGUUAAAAUCAUGAUUCUAAUUCGAUGGCUGGAACUCUGCUCUGUCUGGACUGCCCAUAACUCACAAACCAACUAAGUUAUUGUUGCAUUGGUUUCAUGGAAAUCAAUGUUGUUUUUUUAUAAAUAUUUCAAAAUAUUAACCGUUGUUGUGAACAAGUAACAGAAUUGUAUAAGAAAAAAUAACAAUUUUACAUAUGAGAAGACAUUGUGAAAGUUGCUAUUAGUUAUUUGAAUUGUUCAUUCGCACAGAAUUGAACUGAUAAUUUCUGAAAGUGUACUAUAUGAAUAUAUUUACUUUUCCAUGCAUGUCCAAGUGGAACUACUAUGAACACUUACAGUGCUGCGGAUUUAAUUAAACAAAAGAACCUAAUGGAUA